Musa acuminata AAA Group (dessert banana) is the source of this 1342-nucleotide messenger RNA. RefSeq lists its product as uncharacterized. The transcript is spliced from 5 exons. Gene Ontology annotation, molecular function: ubiquitin binding. The coding region runs from base 252 to 1100 and encodes 282 amino acids. The record is from RefSeq and is a predicted model, not a curated record. NCBI's taxonomy places the organism in Eukaryota, Viridiplantae, Streptophyta, Magnoliopsida, Zingiberales, Musaceae.
GUUUUCCCAGCAAAGCAUCAAAGUCGCAGACUCCAAUCCCCAAUCCCUUUCUUCCCGUUCCGUCGAACCCUCGAUUUGGAGGACGCCGCCGCCCUCGCCGUGGAUCGAUCCCGAGACGGUCUUGCCCGAGAUCCGGCCGAGAUCGACGCCGCUGGAUGGGAGGAGCGGCCUAGAGGAGAGGAGGGGGAGGCGGCGGCGGCGGCGAGCGAAGGGAUCGAGGACGCCAUCGAAGACCAGGCGUGGAGGCCACCAUGUCUGCGGUAGUCUGCGGGAAGAGGUCAUCUUCCAUCUUCGAGGAGCUCCUCCACAGCACCCCUCCGCCGGCCUCCAAGAGGGCCCGCUGCGCCUCCUCCCCGACCGCCUCCCUCCGCGUCUCGCCGUCUCGGGCCUCCCCCUCUUUCGACCACUGCGACGGUGAACGGAUCGCGGCUUAUCUUGCCCGUCUGAGGUCCCUGUUCCCCGAAAUGGAUCAGCAGCUUCUUGAACGCGCUCUUGAAGCAUCUGGAAAUGAUCUAGAUUCCACAAUAAAGAGUUUGAAUGACCUUCGAUUAGAGUCAGCAGACUUCAACUUGGUUUCUGGUGUAAGAAAACCUGAAAAUGGCAAUGAAAUGAAUGCUCAGUUACCAACUGAAGGUACAGUGAAGGAAAAUGGUGUUGAUGCUGCUGGUAUUGACAUUCUUCCAACAGAUGGUUCUGAAUGGGUAGAGCUAUUUGUGAGAGAAAUGAUGAAUGCUUCUGAUGUGGAUGAUGCUAGAACUCGUGUUUCCAGAGUACUGGAGUUUUUAGAGAAAUCCAUUAUGGCUCGUGCUGAUGGUGAAGCGCUGCGAAACUUACACAAGGAAAAUAUGAUGUUGAAAGAACAAGUUGAAGUGCUGAUUCGCGAGAACACUGUUCUAAAGCAUGCGGUGGCUAUCCAGCAUCAUCGCCAAAAAGAAUACGAAGAGAGAAGCCAAGAGCUGCAGCAUCUGAAACAGCUGGUGUCUCAGUACCAGGAGCAAGUUCGAACACUAGAGAUCAACAACUACGCACUCACGGUUCAUCUGAGGCAGGCGCAGCAGAGCAGCUCCAUUCCAGGACGCUUCAAUCCAGAUGUCUUCUGAGGUAGGCCAGUUGUUUCUGGUGGUGUAGUUUACCAUAGUUUGGUUUAAGAUUCAGCCAAAACCUGAUGCACUACACCAUCUUUAGUUCGUUAUCUGAUAAGUAGGUGUUGCAGUCUUCACCUUUUGCUGCAAGGUUGAACCUGGUUGCCGUUGUGACUUGAUCUUGCAUGUUUUGUUAGCAAGCAACUCUUGGUGACUUCUUCUCAGAGAAACCAAAAAUUAUCUGAACUUGGUUGAAACAA